Pieris napi is the source of this 1922-nucleotide messenger RNA. RefSeq lists its product as uncharacterized. Lineage: Eukaryota; Metazoa; Arthropoda; Insecta; Lepidoptera; Pieridae. The transcript is spliced from 7 exons. Bases 78 to 935 code for a protein of 285 amino acids. The record is from RefSeq and is a predicted model, not a curated record.
CAGUGUUGAAAUUUCUGUAAAAAAAUGUAGACAGAUUUUACAAGAAACACUCCAAACCGGCCCUUUAAUUUUCUAUAAUGCAACUACUGCACCAGCACUCUCCAAACGUUUUUCUGCGUGAUCUCAAUAUGAACAGCGUUGACAUUCGAAGCGCUUGCUCCCACAUCGAGGUGAAAGAGAAAAAAUCGUCCAACGCAUCUCUUCUACUGAUGAAUCCCGUUGCUAGCGGAGACAACAUGGCCGUAGACCUUGUACAGAAGAAGGAAGAAUUACCACCUAUCGUUCCUUGCUGUGAGGGGAGAGAACUACAAAUAAACGAAGAAAUAGUCCGAAGUGGCCUAUCAGCGAUUUCAGUGAAACAUGACAGCGUCAUCCAUUGUAUGUCCAUGUCUUGCGCAUGUGAACGAAUGCAAUCACCACCAGGACUCGUUAAGCACCGAAAUUCGUUCAGAUGUCUCCAUCGGCCUGACCUCAAGCGAGUCCCAUAUCUUCGACGCUUGGCCCCCGACGAUCUAGAAACACUGUUUCGUGGUUAUGCCGAAUUUCAUCUCAGAGCUACUCCUAAAAGCAACCGUAAAGACCGUGACAGCGUAAGGAGUUUAGCGCCGGCAGCAAAUGUAUUCAAAGAUAUGAGAGAUAAGGACGAUGGUACCGCCCUACGUCCAAUACCGGAGACAAGGUCAGGUGCUGAAGACGUACCAGCCGGUAUGAGACUGCAUGGGGCCAGAGCUCGACUGUAUACCUCUGUACUUGCGGGAGGCACGGCUGGGGACCAGGCAGAAGCUGCAUGUACCAGUGAAUACUACGACACCACAGUUGCCGAAGACACUCUCCCAGAAGAUGAGAUUCAAUUGAACGAAGAACUCCAGAUCAUCUUGCCUCCAAGAUGUGAUGACAUCACAGCAGAAUCUAGCAUUACAACCUCUGAACGUUAACUUAAGCUUACAUGAGCUUAAAGUCACGUUUCAAAUUUGACAAAUUCAUUCGAAAGUCACGAAAAACCUUAGCCAAAUUAUUUAUGUACCUGGAUUGGAUGAUUUCUGACCCUUUUUUGAAGGAAUAAAAGAUGAUUUGAGUGUAAGUUUAUAUUUGAAUAACUUUUCUACAAUAUUUAUACAGUAGUGUAACUCAAUUACAACCGUUACAUCGUUGAAGUGAAAAACAUAAUUUUACAUGACGUGCUAGACUUUAAAUUACACUUUUGAAUUGUCUAGAAUCAAACUAAAUUUACUAUCAUCGCAAGCUCAUAAAAACGUAAGCGAAAGAUCAUUAAAGUACAUUUUCAAACCUCUAAUUUUAGACAGAUUUUUAUUUUCAGGAACAGUUAAUUGUACGUUUUCAUGAACUUAAUAUUUACAGAAAAAUGAAACAUGGUUAAGCGUUUCGCGAUAUAUACUCAAAAAUAUACCGCGAAAUCACGCUAUUCGAUGUUCCUACAUACUUAAUUUAAAGGGUUAUAAAAUUGUAACAAAAAAUUAUUAAAAAAAUAGAAAUCCUUAAAAAUAAAUGUAACAAAUAAUGGCUGUAAAGAAUUUGUAACAAAUUUGCGAAUUUAAAAAUGAGUAGUGUAAAAAGUAAGCCAUUUUCACAAUACCUUGUAGAAAACUCAUAUUUAAAUUCGCGGAAUACUCUGGUCCCAUACUCUAAACACACGAAGCGUUAAAAUAAGAAUCUACAUGAGAAAUGUCAUGGUUAAGUCAAUAUCCAUUCAUAUCUCGACUAACGGACUUGUGACCAAGAUGGCGGCGUUCGGCUUUAAAGCAGUGCUAUGACGUAGUAGGGACGAAAUUACUUAACUCUUAAAAAUAUAACGCUACUUUAAAACCUGAGGCCGUUGUUGUCAAUAAAUAUCAAUUUACAUAUUAACACAUUAUUUUUAUUGAUGCUAAUGUACUAGCGUAAUAAAGUAUUAACUUCUUUAA